Lotus japonicus is the source of this 3328-nucleotide messenger RNA. Its product is annotated as histone-lysine N-methyltransferase EZA1-like. The record is from RefSeq and is a predicted model, not a curated record. Gene Ontology annotation, biological process: chromatin remodeling. NCBI's taxonomy places the organism in Eukaryota, Viridiplantae, Streptophyta, Magnoliopsida, Fabales, Fabaceae. Bases 236 to 2929 code for a protein of 897 amino acids. The transcript has 17 exons. Gene Ontology annotation, cellular component: PcG protein complex. Gene Ontology annotation, molecular function: protein binding; histone methyltransferase activity.
UGAAGAGGGUGCUUUUCAAAAAAGAUAAAUUGGAAGGAAUAAGAAAUGGUGGCCGUAGAUAGUGGCGGAAAAGAACAACACGGACACAGCAGCUGAAAUUACGUUCCGAUGUAGUAGGCCAUGUCAGAUAUUUACCAACAAAAACCACCAUUUACAGAGCGAGUGUGCGUUUUUCUCUCUCGUUCUUCUUCUUCCUCCUUUGAUCAAUUGACUCACUCUGAUCCCUUCCAUUUCCAUGGUGUCCAAACCUACGGACUCUGCUCUCAAACUUCCUCGAAAACAGCAUGAAGAGCCAGAAAAUUAUGCUGUUGGUGUUGGGAACAACUUGUACACCAAGAUAAAUCAGCUGAAAAAGCAAAUCCAGGAAGAGAGAAUUGUAUACGUUAAAGAAAAACUUCAAAAGAAUGAGAAGAUGCUAGAAUGUCAUAUUUCAAGAGUCGUGUCAGCAAUAUCAACCAGGGACUCUUCACAGACGGAGGAAAAUAGGACACAUUCACUUCUUUCCUCCAGGAUCGGCCAUCCUUUAUGUAAACUUAAUGGUUUCUCUCAGGCUUCAGGGGACAAAGACUAUAACAAUCAAGAUGUAUCAUCUGCUACAAGCAUCAAGAUUCCACAUAUUGAAAGAUUACCACCAUAUACAUCUUGGAUAUUUUUGGACAAAAAUCAGAGAAUGGCUGAAGAUCAGUCAGUUGUUGGAAGAAGACGUAUCUACUAUGAUCAACAUGGAAGUGAAGCACUGAUAUGUAGUGACAGUGAGGAAGAGUUAACAGAACCUGAGGAAGAAAAACAUGAAUUUUCUGAGGCUGAAGACCGUGCUAUAUGGAUGGCAUUUGAGGAACAUGGAAUAAAUGAGGAGGUAUUGAAUAUUGUUAGCAAGUUUGUUGGGGGCACCAGUUUAGAAAUUCAGGAGAGGUACAAAAGUAUCAAGGAAAAUAACAAUGGUAGGUUAGGCCGUCAUUCAGAAGGCUCAGGAGAAUACAAAUCUCAUAUUGGCAUAUGUCCAGAGAAAAGUUUGAGUGCUGCAUUAGAUUCUUUCGAUAACCUUUUCUGUCGCCGGUGCCUGAUUUUUGACUGUCGCCUGCAUGGAUGUUCUCAACCUUUAAUAUAUCCUAGUGAAAUGCAGACAGUUUUGCCUGGGCCUGAAGGUGACAGGAAACCAUGCAGUGAUCAGUGUUACCUUCAGCAGUUAAAGGUUAUCAAAAGUGUGUCGGGAGAUUCAACUCGUGAGUCUUUUCAGGAUAAAAAAACUACAAUUAUAGAAGAGGCUGACGGGAUAUUGGCACCCUCCAGUGCAGGGGAACUUGGUAAUCAGGGUGCUACACUUCCGACAGAAAUGGCUGGUCAUGAAAAUCUCAAUUUGAAUGUUCCUGUCUCAGAAAAUUUGGGGAAACGGAAGGUCACAAAUCAAUCAGAUACAGCACUAUGUGACUCCUCUAUAUUACCUCCUGAUGAUUCUCACAAUUCUUGUAAAAAGCUGAAGAGAAUCUCCGAUGAUACAGUCACUGCAAUAAGUGAUAAUAACGAGAACCUUAAUUUGGACGCAUGUGGUGAAAGUAAACAUGGAGUUUCGGGAAAAUCUGUAGAACAUCCUUCAAAUAAAUUAAUAUUUUCUUCUAGCACUUGCCAUGGUGAGCAUGAUGAGAGUGUCAAGGAUGGACCAAAAGAUGUCACAAAUGAGACAGAAUUUAAUAAGUUGUUCAAUUCAAUGGGAGGGCAAGUUGAUGGGAUGCUAAGUCUCUCGGACUGGAAACCUCUGGAGAAAGACUUAUACUUGAAGGGAGUAGAAAUGUUCGGAAGAAACAGUUGUCUCAUAGCAAGGAACUUGCUUUCUGGUUUGAAGACUUGUAUGGAAAUAGCUAGUUACAUGCAUGCUGGAGGAGUGUUGAUGCCCUACGGGUCUUUUGCUGCAUCUAGUUCAAUCAUGGACGACAAGGGAAAAUUUGAUGCAGAGUGCCAAGACCAAGACAUAUCAUCUAGGUCACGGACGCUGCUGAGAAAGAGGGGCAAAACAAGAAAGUUUAAAUAUUCUUGGAAGUCUGCUGGCCAUCCAUCAAUAUGGAAAAGGAUUGCUGAUGGAAAGAACCAAUCUUGCCAGCAGUAUACACCAUGUGGAUGUCAGUCAAUGUGUGGAAAGGAUUGUUCUUGUAUGAAUGGUGGAACUUGCUGCGAAAAAUAUUGUGGUUGUUCAAAGAGCUGCAAAAACCGGUUCAGAGGAUGCCAUUGUGCCAAGAGUCAAUGCAGAAGCCGACAAUGUCCAUGCUUUGCUGCUGGACGUGAAUGUGACCCAGAUGUCUGUCGAAAUUGCUGGGUUAGCUGCGGGGAUGGUUCGCUAGGGGAGCCACCUCGGCAUGGAGAAGGUCAAUGCGGCAAUAUGAGGCUUCUGUUAAGGCAACAACAGAGGAUUCUCUUGGCAAAGUCUGAUAUUGCUGGAUGGGGAGCCUUCUUGAAGAACCCUGUUAACAAAAAUGAUUACCUAGGAGAGUACACUGGUGAACUGAUCUCCCACCGAGAAGCUGAUAAACGUGGGAAAAUAUAUGAUCGUGCGAAUUCAUCUUUCCUUUUUGACUUAAAUGAUCAGGCAUGUGUCUCAUUGUCUCAGCAUGGUCUACUUUUACUUUUUUCUCUUAACAUCGGCUACUCUGGCUUUUCUCAAAUUGCUUACGUUCUCGAUGCUUAUCGCAAAGGAGACAAGUUGAAAUUUGCAAACCACUCAUCAAACCCCAACUGCUAUGCAAAGGUAAUGCUGGUUGCUGGAGAUCACCGAGUAGGGAUAUUCGCCAAGGAACACAUUGAAGCUAGUGAGGAGCUCUUCUAUGAUUAUCGCUACGGUCCAGAUCAAGCGCCCCCAUGGGCUCGUAAACCAGAGGGUUCCAAGAGAGAUGAAUCAGCAGUUCCUCAAGGCAGAGCAAAGAAACACCAGUCUCAUUGAUGAUGAGCCAUGGCCAAGGUCCAGCAUGUACACACAUUUUUGGCUUCUACCUGUAUAUUCUAUACACAGAUAAAGUUGUGACAUCACACCAGAAGACUCAAGCAACUGUGACUGAAUAAGGAAAUGAGUAAUUGGUAUGCUGAUGCUAAUAUACCUUAAGUUAUGGAGAUAUGACAUGGUUAUACAAUAAAAUGGGUAAGAGAUGAAGCAAAUACAAAUGUUGAGGGCAAUAAGCUAGAAAUUAGCCUAGCAGUGGUAACAAAAGUAUAGAAUUUCCUUUUGGAUGUAUGCUUAUUUGGCAUCUUUUUCUUUUUUCCAUGAAUAAGGUAAAUCUUUGCUAUUUGCUAAUAGUGAAAAUAAGGAGUGCUAUAUAUACAUAUACAUGCACAAUUACAGUUU